This is a messenger RNA of Beta vulgaris subsp. vulgaris (sugar beet), 6618 nucleotides long. RefSeq lists its product as uncharacterized. Bases 579 to 6254 code for a protein of 1891 amino acids. The record is from RefSeq and is a predicted model, not a curated record. The transcript is spliced from 12 exons. NCBI's taxonomy places the organism in Eukaryota, Viridiplantae, Streptophyta, Magnoliopsida, Caryophyllales, Amaranthaceae.
AUUACAUAUUAAUUUUUCAAAACUAAACACCAAAUCACUAACUUUAAUCACAAGAAGAUGAGUAAAAUCACUAUCCACAAAAACUAAAUCCGUGAGCUCUCACUGUUCUUUGGCAAACUGUCUUUUUCCUUUUUCCUACUGAGUACUGUAAUAAUAAUCACACAAAAACCCUGCUCAUUUUAUUUCUUCUCUAAUAAAAACCUCAACAAACUUACCAAAAAUUCAUUCCCCACUAAUUAUUUAUCACUCCCAACUGAAUUACACACUUAAUAAAUGCUACUCUGCAGUUAAAAUCAUCCUCGUAACUUAAAGCUUCAAAUUCAAGAUUCUUUUGCUUGCUUGCUCCAAACGUUAAACCCAGCAAAUCCCAAUUUUUUGAAGAUCUACAAAUUAGUUGGUGAUUUUUCCUAAGAUUCAAAGCACAUUGCUGAAAUUGGGAGAAGUAGGAGCUGAUUUUUGGGUCAUUUGAAGAAAACCCAGUUCAAAUUUUUUAGCUAAUUGUUUGGACUUUGAACUUUCAGAGGGUUACAUAAAAUUAGUCAAAUGGUCUUCCCUUUAUGACACUCUGAUUGUCAAGAAUGUCAAGGGCUACAAAGUGGAAACCUGACAAAGCCAAAGUAAAAGUUGUAUUUCGACUUCAAUUCCAUGCUACACAUAUCUCACAAACUGGAUGGAAUAAUUUAUUCAUUUCAUUAGUUCCGGCUGAUUCUGGCAAGGCAACAGCAAAGACUAACAAAGGCAAUGUUAGAAAUGGCUCUUGCAAAUGGGCAGAUCCUAUUUAUGAAAGCACAAGACUUCUCCAAGACGCUAAAACAAAACAAUUUGAAGAUAAAGUUUACAAACUUCUUGUGGCAAUGGGAACAUCACGGUCUAGUCUCCUUGGUGAAGCUAGCAUAAAUCUUUCUGACUAUGUUGAUGCGUUGAAGCCCACGCUUAUUGCAUUGCCCCUCCAGGGGUCUGAUUCUGGAGCUAUAUUACAUGUUACAGUGCAGCUUUUGACUUCUAAAACUGGUUUCAGGGAAUUUGAACAGCAGAGGGAAGUUAGUGACAGAGGGUUCCAGACAAACACUGAUCAUGAUAGUGGAAAACUGCCUACACCAGGGGAUGUGGUGAUUUCUCGUACUGAUAAGGUGAACCCAAGACUUAAACCGAAGCCAGAACCUAAAGAGCUGCCAUCACUUGAAGAAGAAUCAGGCAUCAGUGAGGAGUAUGCAGACUCAGCUGCUGGCUUUGAUGGAUCAUCCAAUACUUCAGGAAGUUUGAGUGCAGAAAAGCAUGAAAAAUCUAGCACUCGGGAAAUCGACAGUGUCAAAAGCACAGUCUCUGGUGAUCCUGGAGGAGUUUCUCCGACUCAAAGCUCUAGAACUGAGAAAGGGGCAUCUGAUCAUCAGUUUUUGGUGCAUGGUACCAGCGACUGGAUCCCUCGGUGGGGUGCAGAAAACUCAACUGACGACGAAAUGGCAAUGGUUUAUGAGGAAAACAGCAGACUUAGGGGAGCCUUGGAAGCAGCUGAUAUGUCUAUCCAUGAGCUUAGGCGGGAAAUAAGCUCUGUACAAAGUUAUGCUGAUGAAAUAGGUGUUGAAGCACAGAACAUAACAAAAAAUUUGGCAAUUGAGAUUUCUGCAGACCAGGAACUGGUGAAAGAGGUAUCUUUGCUCAAAUCAGAGUGUUCUAGGUUGAAACAUGAUCUUGAAUGGCUAAAGAAUAUAAAGAUGAAUCCUCCCAUUUCUAAAAGAACUGUAGAAGCAGAUCAGUACAAUUUAAUGCAAGAUAUGAGGCUGAGAUGGCUGCAGGCUAUUUCAGUUGUGGAGGAUAAAAUGAGAGAAGUUCAGGAAAAGGUGCAUAUUGAGAAGGAUUCAGCACUUCUGCACACAGAUCUGGAGGCAUUGUUCAAUAUCUUGCAAGAUCUCAAACAUGGAAUUGAGGGUUCUAUUUGUCCGCUUGGUGGAUUAUCAAUUGGAAAAGUAAAGACAAAUGCUAGUGGAAUGAGUUCUCCUAAAACUGAUCAUGUCAUGUCAGAUACUGGUCUAGGUGUUGAGUUGUGUCAUCCAGAAGGUGUACUUUUACCAGGGCUGCUGGCUCCCGGGACCGGUUCUGCGGAUGCCACAAAUGCAAUGCAAGGAGAAAUCUUUAAACUUCUGAGGGAGUUGGAUGAAUCCAAAGCUGAACGGGAUUGCCUCAUGAGAAAGAUGGAUCAGAUGGAAUGUUAUUAUGAAGCACUUAUUCAAGAGCUGGAGGAAAACCAGAAGCAGAUACUUGGUGAAUUGCAGAAUCUCAGAAAUGAACAUUCUUCGUGCAUAUACACUGUUUCAUCCACUAAGGCUCAGAUGGAAGCAAUGCAUUUACAGAUGAAUAAUGAGCUGCUACAGCUUGCCGAGGAGAGAUGCAACUUGGAUGCAGUUAACAAAGAGCUUGAGAAAAGAGCUCUUUCAUCAGAAUCAGCACUGAGAAGGGCAAGAUUAAAUUACUCAAUUGCUGUAACCCACUUACAAAAGGACCUUGAAAUACUUUCUUCGCAGGUUCAUUCUAUGUAUGAGACAAAUGAAAACCUCAUACAUAGAACUUUUUCAGAAGCUACACAGCCAUUUCUUCAGGGGUGUCAAGAUGCUGCGCCAAGUGACCUUGCUAAUGGCUCUGACACUGACAAAUUAAUGACGUCCCAAAGUAAUAUUAUGGGUGUCAAAAAUCAGCUGUUGGGAAGUGAUAGACUCUUGGAUGACUUAAAGAGGUCCGUGGCAUUGCAGGAAAACCUGUAUGGGAAGAUACAGGAAGAACUUUUUGAAAUGCAUCUAGCAAAUGUACAUCUUGAUGUCUUCUCAGUGACGUUACGUGAAGCUUUAGUAGAAUCGGCUUUGGGGAGUACAUUCUCAGAGGCAGAGGUGCAUGAAUUUGCAAAGCAGCUGGAGCUUUCAUCACGGGCCAAUGAAUCUCUGGAACUGAAAUUGCAAAAUUUGAUAGAUGAGGUACGUAAUCUCAGUGAGGAAAAGGCUAUUUUUGUUUCAAGGUGCAAUGACCUUGCUUUAGAGAAUGGGAAUCUGGAAGCAAAUUUGAGGAGCAUUUCUGCUGAAAAGAUUGCUCUUGAUGAGAAAAUUGGAGAAAUGGAGAUUCUGUUAGCUGACUACAAAAGUUACCAAAGCAAUUAUGAAGAUUGUAAUGCUGAAAAGAUAAAGUUAGCAACUCUGCUGGAGCGAGCUGCUGCUGAGAAGCAAAAUCUUUCGAGUGAAAUUUCUUUGUUUCAGGAAGAACUGAUGAGCAUGAAGAGCCAAGUCAGGGCAAAGGAAUAUUUGCAGAGUAUAGUUGAUUAUCUUCGUGAAAAAUUGGAGAAUUUAUUGGCAUAUGGGAAUAAACGAGUUGAUGAUUGGGUUUCCUGCAGCAAAACCGAGGAAGAUAACUCAGAGCUUGAGAAGUUUACGAGUAUUAUAUUGCAGCUGGAAGAGUGUCAGCAGAAGCUCCAUGAUAAAAUCCUCCUACUUUCGAAAGAGAAAGAAGAUCUGCUGAAUGAACGCGAUAGUGCUAAGCACUCUUUAACCAGUGUAAAAUCAGAAGUUAAGAUUGUGACGCAGAAAUUGAAGUGUGAUAUAGGAGAUAUGGUUUAUAAAAUAGAUGCAUCUAGUACUCUUGUGGAGAAACUUCAAAAAAAUCUUGAGGUGAUUGGUGAUAAACUCAAUCUUAGCUCAGAGGCAGAGGAAAAAUAUACAAGGAUGACCCAAGAUCUUCUGUCUGAUUUUGCUAAGAUGGACACUGCACUACUGGAACUUACUUCCAAGAACAAUGAUCUGGCUGCAGAAAUAAUGGCUUUAGGAGAUGUUAAAAAUGAGCUAGAGGGAGAUAAAUUGACUAUAGAUAGAAUAACACAAGAAAACCGGAGCCUAACUGAAUCGUUAUGUAAUAAGACCAACGAAUCUGGUAUGCUUACGUUAGAGGUCAAUAAGUUAACAGGAGCUGUGGGGAGCUUGCAGGAUGAGUUGUCUCUUCAAAGGGGCUUACGAGAUCAACUCAUGGCUGAUGUGUUGAAUCUGAAUACUCAGUUGAAGGAGACAUACCAGAAAUUGACCCAUCUUGAACAGGAAAAUGCUGAAAUGAGCCAAUUGAAAUGCAAGCUGUCAGACAUGGAAUCAGAAAAAUCAAGUCUCUACCAUCAGCUAUCGAAUUUCGAAGAGCAGUUAAAGAAAGUGGCAGAGGGAUCCUCUGCUGAUUUAGAAGUUAAGCUACUGGAUAUGCAUGCAAUUGUAAUAGCCUCUGAUGUUACGUGUACAGUUGUUAUGAAGCAGUAUCAGGGCCAUGUUGAAGCACUCCUACGUCAUCUGGAGUACUUGAAUCAAUAUCUCCUACAGGUUAACAACCAGAAUCUUGAUCUCACUUCCAGGCUCCAUGACUGUGUAGCUAGCAAACAUAUAUUUUCUGAAGAAAAUGCUAAAUUGCUGUCAACUCUUGAAUCUUUAAGAUCUGAGUCAGAUUCUUAUGAUGCGUUGAACAAAGCUCUUGAACAUACCAAUAGUGUUAUAGCUGCUGAACUCGAAGAAUACAAGAAGAAGAGUGAUCUUUUGGACACAAGGUAUGCAAAAGCUAAAAUUGAACACAAAUUUGAUGUUGAAGAGCUUAAAUGCUUGCUUGGAAGUUGUCAAAAAGAGAGUGACAAUAUGAUUGUCUUAAAUGAAGAGCUGGAGAUCAGGUUUCUGGUGCUGAAAGCAUUACUGAAUGAGAUGACUGCUCAUAGAAAUUUUCACGAAGCAGAAUGUAAAGAAGAACUGACAAUGCUGCAGAAACAGUGCUUUGAUCUUACUCGUAAGCUCUCUGAACAGGUUUUGAAGACAGAGGAGUUCAAGAACUUGUCCAUACAUCUAAAGGAGCUUAAAGACAAAGCUGAUGCUGGGCAUCUUCAAGCUCGUGAAAAGAAAGAAGCUGAAGGAUCUUCAGUUGCUAUGCAAGAAUCUUUGAGAAUAGCAUUUAUUAAAGAGCAAUAUGAAUCUAAGAUACAAGAAGUUCGACAGCAACUGGCUAUUUCCAAGAAGCAUGGUGAAGAGAUGCUCUGGAAAUUACAGGAUGCUCUUGAUGAUAUUGAGAAUAGGAAAAAAUCUGAAGCAUCUCAAUUAAAACAAAAUGAAGAACUGCUCUUGAAGAUUACUGAGUUAGAGGCCGAGUUACAGUCAGUGCUCUCAGAUAAUCGCGAAAGGUUUAUGGCAUAUGAGCAGCUAAAGGCGGAGUUAGACUGCUCAGUUAUGAGUCUAGAUUGCUGCAAGGAAGAAAAAAAGCUGCUUAUGGCAUCUUUACAGGAAACGAAUGUUGAAAAAACUAAAUUGGCUGAUGAAGUUGAAUUGAUGAGAGAACAGAUAGAGAAUCUCAAAGCAUUCAUGACAAGUCCCAAAAACAAUGAGAAUGGGUGUCGUAUACUGCAGAAGGGUUUGUGUGAGCCACCUAAUGUGGAGAAUUCGGUGAAGAAUUCAAUUUUAAGUAGGGAAGAAGUCCUGGAUAAGGGAAUUUCAAGUAAUUCCUGGGAUGAUGAGGCUAAUUACUUGUCUCAAUUUGUAACUAUGGAAAUUGGAAGGGAGGAUGGAGAAUCUAUGAAUCUGUCAGAAGUACAGUAUAUGCAGGAUGAUUUGGUAACAAAAGCUACAAAGGACCCUUCAGGGGUAACAACAAACCAAAAUGAUAAUGAUUCAGCGCACGUUGCCUUUAUCAACGACCAGCUGAAAGCACAAAGUUUAUUGUCAACUAUGGACCGCUUGCAGAAGGAGUUAGAACGUAUGAGAAACGAAAAUACACUUUUUUUAGAUGAAAACUCAGACGAACCAGACUGUGAAGGAUUACGAAAAGAGCAAGGGCAUCUAGAGGAGGUUACCAAGGAACUUGGUAAUAUGUCUUCCCUAUAUAAUGAUUUUUCAAGAAGUGGGAAUUCGGUAGAGAGAGUGCUAGCUUUAGAACUGGAACUUGCUGAGGCCUUGCAGGCCAAGAAAAAGUCGACCAUCCAAUUUCAGAGUUCUUUCUUGAAGCUACACACUGAUGAAGCUGCAGUAUUCCAAAGCUUCAGAGACAUAAAUGAGUUGAUUAAAGACAUGUUGGAGAUGAAGGAAAGAUACAGUGCUAUGGAGUCGGAACUGAAAGAAAUGCAUGAACGGUAUUCUCAACUGAGCCUGGACUUUGCUGAGGUUGAAGGAGAGAGACAAAAGCUUACAAUGACGCUAAAAAACGUGCGUUCACCGAAAAAGCACAUAAGUCGGUCUCAAUCGUCCAGCCAUGAGGAUUCAUCUUCUUGAUCUUUCACAAAAUUUUGUUAUAGCUAGUUCAUUAUCCAUUUCGAUUAUAUGAGCAGUGAAUCAACAGUAUCAACCAGUUGCGUUGGUAAGGGGUUCAAGAGAUCAGGAAUGAAGCAUGGAUUACUGUAGGGGAAGUACACUCAUGCUUGUGUAAAUAGCGAGCAUUGUAUAAUGUCUUCAUUAUAGGUUAGAUUAAUAUUUGCCCAGAUGUUCUUUGAGGGCUGUCACAUAGGUAAUAUCGGGAAUUAUUUACCGGUAUUUAUGUAUCCAUAUAUGUAUGUAUAGAAAGUGUAGUAAACCAUCUAGUUGUUGAAUGAUAAAUUUUGGCUGCAUCAAUAUUUAAUGAGAUUCAUAUUCGAGCAAA